AUGAGACUAUUGAAAAAGAAAGAUGACGAGGAUAUAGUAAUAAAACAUAUGAUUUGCGAGGGAAUAGACGAAAGUCCAAAAUUAACAUUCCGGCCAUACGAAGAAUGUGAAUAUAGUGAACAAAUCUUAACUACAAAUAAGACAUACAGGGAGGAACAAAAUCUUAUAUAUUGCGCAAUAACAACAAAUAUUCAAGAAAACAAACUACAAAAGGUCACUAAUAAAGAGAUAAUAAAAAAAGGAGACAAUUGGAAAUUUGAUGAAAAAAUCGUCAAAUUGGAUAAUAAUACAUCAAGUAAUUUACAGCGAACAAAAAUUAAAUUACAUAAUGUAUUAGGAGAAGCAUAUAUUAAAGUAGAAGGAGCUGGGGGAUGGGAUAAAUUGAGAACAGAAUUAUAA
Diversispora eburnea is the source of this 399-nucleotide messenger RNA. Lineage: Eukaryota; Fungi; Glomeromycota; Glomeromycetes; Diversisporales; Diversisporaceae. The record is from the annotation of a GenBank genome assembly.